AUGUCUGACGCUGGAGAUGAUUACGGCGGAGGAGGAAACUCCCCAGCAUACGAGGAUGAGGAGCCCGAAUAUGACCCAGAAGAGCCAGAGCCAUACAACGGCGAAGACGAAGUUGCCCAGAUUGAUGACCUCCAAGCUGCACAGAACCCCGACCAGCUUCUUGCGACUGGUGAGCACGGCGUUGUGAUCUCCGGCGACCCAUCAGCAGGUGCCGCUAAAGGAAAGGACAAGGCCCCGAAGGAUAAGAAGAUCGCGAAUGAUCAGAGGACAACCACUCCGUACAUGACGAAGUAUGAGAGGGCGAGAAUCUUGGGCACAAGGGCGCUGCAAAUCAGCAUGAACGCACCGGUUUUGGUCGAUUUGGAGGGCGAGACGGACCCACUUCAGAUCGCCAUCAAGGAACUGAGGGAAAAGAAGAUCCCUCUGAUUGUCAGGAGGUACAUGCCGGAUGGGUGGUAUGAGGACUGGACCUGUGAAGAACUUCUCACUUAA
Messenger RNA from Pseudogymnoascus destructans, 492 nucleotides. It is a transcript of the gene RPB6, whose product is annotated as DNA-directed RNA polymerases I II and III subunit RPABC2. Gene Ontology annotation, molecular function: DNA-directed RNA polymerase activity; DNA binding. Lineage: Eukaryota; Fungi; Ascomycota; Leotiomycetes; Thelebolales; Thelebolaceae. The record is from RefSeq and is a predicted model, not a curated record. Gene Ontology annotation, biological process: DNA-templated transcription. The transcript has 3 exons. Gene Ontology annotation, cellular component: RNA polymerase III complex; nucleus; RNA polymerase I complex. The coding region runs from base 1 to 492 and encodes 163 amino acids.